This is a messenger RNA of Cladocopium goreaui, 1206 nucleotides long. Lineage: Eukaryota; Dinophyceae; Suessiales; Symbiodiniaceae. The record is from the annotation of a GenBank genome assembly.
CCACCAGAGUCCAUCUCGCCAUCCCCCUCUCCUGAAGCAAUGUCUCGUGUCUUCCGGGCUCUCCAACCCUUUCAACGCAGCAUCGCCCAGCCACAAGUCCGAGCCUUUUCUGAAGGUGCAGGACCCGACCUUGGAGGCAGGUUCAUGACAGGCAUGGGUGCAGCAGCAUUCAGCCAUUGCCAGAAGUAUGCACGGAAGUACGCAAGGAGACUCUUUGCUCCGGCUGGGCCAACUCCCAGCCAGCAAUUGAGUCAAUAUGCAUACCACAAGACGAUCGACUCCAAGCCAGUUGCUCCACAGGUGGUUUCGCAGAUGGAGAUGGUCGGGAUGAAUGAAUUCAUGGCUGUCCAGUGCAUGGUUGUCCCCAAAGACUUGUUGAGGGAGAAAGUCCAUGUGGGUUUGACAGCGAAGGGAGUGCCAAAUAAAGUGGCUCAGGCCAUUUCGUUUGAGCUUGAUGGGGCUUCCUGUUUUCAAAUGUUUUGGGAUGAUUUCCAAGUGGAGGACGGAACAGGAAGUGCGCACUCCUACAGGGUCAUUGUGAGGAUGUCGGAAUCUGAUGGCCAUUGCGACGUUGCUAUAGCUGCUUCAGGUGCAUCAUUCAAUGCCGCCAAAGAGGUUUCUCACUAUGAAACACAAGAGAUUCCAGAAUACGGGGAUGUGCCGGAGCUUGUCACUGAGUAUGAGGAUGGCCUCUUUAGGCGCUAUGAGAAACAAAAGACAGUGAUGCGGAGACGGCAGAUUGGCCAAAAAAUUUUGAAGAUCCCAAUUUUCAAGCAGAAGACGUUUACAACACAAACCAUGGAAGACGUGAAGAAUUAUUUGGAGGGCAAAGCAAUGAAAGAGGUCUUGCGCCUUUGCCCACCAGCCCAACAAAAUCGCGUGAGUGAGUAGGCACACUUGGCUUUGUUCCCAGGAGAUGAGAGAUUUACAGUGGCAAAUCCGCCAAUUUUUGUGCGUCAGACAGAGCUUUGCUAGGACGCACCAAGCUCUUCUAUCGCGUCGUCAUGCAGCAUCUUCCACAGAUGCGAUCCUUUUAAUGUACAGCAUCGUUUGAUUUCAUGUUCAAUUGUCCACAUUAAAUUUCCAUAGUACACCUGGUGUAUUGUGGAAAGCCCUGCAGACAAGGGCGGUAUGUCGGGCCAGGCAACAGUGCUUCAGAGGCCGUGUGUUUCUUUUUCGACAGAGACUUGAAGCGGAACUCAAAAA